AUGUCUAAUAAAUGGGGAUGUCCAAAGUGUACAAUUUCUGAAUUUUUUGUUGAGGUUCCAGAAGAUGAUGGAAAGCCAAAGUUUUGGAAUUCAUCAGAUAAAGAAAUGGCAUGCACCUUCUGUUUAAAAAAAAAUGAAAAUUCUUUUGAAAAUUUAAAACAAAGAAAAGAAAUUCAUCUUCUUGCUUGUUUAAAUGCUCCUAGUGAUUUAAGGCAAGAGUUUCAAGAUGAAGUGAACAAUAUUGAAGGAAAACUUCUUAAUACUACUGCAAAUAAGCUUCAAACCAAGACUAUAAAAACUUCACAAAGUGCAAAAGUUAUUACUCUUACCUUCAAUGAUAUUUCAAGUGAACGUAGCUUCAUGAAGGCUACAAUAAAAUUGGUAAAGGAUUUAUUAAUAGAAGAUGAAUUAAAAGAUGUUAAGAUUAUUGCAGUUGUCACGAAUUUAUCAAGUAGAUAUGCUGCUACAUCCAACCAAUUUAAGGAUACACCACUUCAGUUUUGGAAAUAUGUUGAAGAAGAAGCACCUGAACUUGCAUUUAUUAUUAAUUCAGCAAAUGUUGAACAAUUGUUUAGUGAUAUGAGCUUUAUUCAUUCAAAGCGUCGAGUUCGUCUUAAUGAAAAAAAAGUUAUUAAAAUAGCACAACUUCAGGCUAAUCAACAUAAAGAAAAUAUGAAAAGAUUAGAUUCAAAGAAACUCAAUAACAUGCAAAUACAUGCACAAAAAAAAAGUUCAAUUAAUAAUAUGAAUAUGAAUAAUGAAGUAUCAGUUAAUGUAAAGUUUAGUACAAAUCAAAUGAUCGAAGAAACUAAUAGUUCUAAUAAAGAAAUAGAAUCUGAGCUUAUUUUAGAUGAAUUAAAUUAUACUAGAGUUGUUAAUGAGUGGUUUAUAGAGUUAGAUAAUGAAGUAUACGAAACAAAAGACUAUGAUUUAAAUAAUACUGAAAUUUUACACCUGGCAGAAGACCCUCAAGCAAAAUGGAACCUAAAUACUCUUUUUUCAUCAACUUUGUCAAAUUUGUUAAGCAUUGAACUAUAA
Molecule: messenger RNA, 1038 nt
Organism: Cetraspora pellucida
Lineage: Eukaryota; Fungi; Glomeromycota; Glomeromycetes; Diversisporales; Gigasporaceae
Source: the annotation of a GenBank genome assembly